This is a messenger RNA of Zingiber officinale, 2959 nucleotides long. Its product is annotated as valine--tRNA ligase, chloroplastic/mitochondrial 2-like. Bases 739 to 2577 code for a protein of 612 amino acids. Gene Ontology annotation, cellular component: cytoplasm; cytosol. The record is from RefSeq and is a predicted model, not a curated record. Gene Ontology annotation, biological process: valyl-tRNA aminoacylation. Lineage: Eukaryota; Viridiplantae; Streptophyta; Magnoliopsida; Zingiberales; Zingiberaceae. The transcript has 16 exons. Gene Ontology annotation, molecular function: ATP binding; valine-tRNA ligase activity.
AUUUGAAUAGAUUGUUGACGCUCCUCUUGUUUUUUAAAUGAUAAUUAUUAUGAUUUUGAAGUGUAUGCAGGAGGAAGUUGGUGAGCUCACUGCAUAAACAUUAUGUGGAUGCUUAUGUAGUGAAGUUUGUCACAGUUUUGUUUCUUUAAGCAAUCUUUUCCAUCUCAUUUUUUUUAUUGUAUAAAUUGCAGAUUAAAUGUAAAUAUGCUAGAUUGGUUGUGUUCUUCUAGUCUAUCUAUCUAUUUCUAGCUAUCUUAAGUUGAGUUGAAUUAUUGUUGAGUUAAUUUGCUAAGUCAAUUGACAAUUAAAAGAUCAUAGGAGUAUUCAUCAACUGCUCUAUGAAACACUUCUUUAAACCAUAACAAUUUUCCAUUUUUCUGCCAUUUACCACAUAUUGUUACAAAUUAGUGUUAUUCUUCUAUAAGAAAUGAAGGCUGACAGUGUUAUCUGCAUAUUUACGACCCUUCUUGAGGCCCUUAGGUUGGUUUUCUGAGAAAUAGGUGACUUAUGAGACACUAACUAUUCAUUUUGUCUUUUCCCUGAUAUUCUUUCAAGUUAUGGUUGACAAGGAGUUUUUGUCAAAAGAACAGCUUUUCAUGGUUCUCUGUCUCUUUUGUUGAUGUAAUUUUGCAGUAUGUUGAUAAAGAGUUUGGAACUGGAGUCUUGAAGAUUAGUCCUGGACAUGACCACAAUGAUUAUCAUAUUGCUAGAAAGCUUGGCUUACCGAUACUCAAUGUUAUGAACAAAGAUGGUACUUUGAAUGAGGUCGCUGGGAUAUACUGUGGAUUAGACAGAUUUGAGGCUCGAAAGAAGGUUUGGUCUGAUCUGGAAGAGACUGAUCUGGCAGUAAAAAAGGAACCUCAUGUAUUACGAGUUCCCAGAUCGCAGCGUGGUGGUGAAGUAAUAGAGCCACUUGUGAGUAAGCAGUGGUUUGUCACUAUGGAGCCAUUGGCUGAGAAAGCCCUUCAUGCUGUUGAAAAUGGAGAAUUGACCAUUCUUCCUGAGAGAUUUGAGAAGACAUAUAAACACUGGCUGACAAAUAUCAAAGACUGGUGUAUAAGUAGACAGUUAUGGUGGGGACAUCGAAUUCCAGUUUGGUACGUUGUUGGCAAAGAUAAUGAAGAGGAUUAUAUUGUUGCUAGAAAUGCUGAAGAGGCUCUUGUUAAAGCCCAUGCCAAAUAUGGAAAAUCGGUGGAAAUAUAUCAAGAUCCUGAUGUCCUUGAUACCUGGUUUUCAAGUGGCUUAUGGCCUUUUAGCACCCUGGGCUGGCCAGACAAGAAUGCUGAGGAUUUCAAGCAAUUUUAUCCCACAACCAUCCUGGAGACUGGGCAUGACAUUUUGUUCUUUUGGGUAGCUCGGAUGGUAAUGAUGGGGAUAGAGUUUACUGGGUCUUCCCCUUUUUCUUAUGUUUAUUUGCAUGGGCUUAUCCGUGAUUCCCACGGUCGAAAGAUGUCUAAAACCCUAGGAAAUGUCAUAGACCCUAUUGAUACUAUCAAAGAAUAUGGUACUGAUGCCUUGCGAUUUACACUUUCUUUGGGCACCGCUGGUCAGGACCUGAAUCUUUCCACCGAGAGAUUGACAUCGAACAAGGCUUUCACUAACAAACUAUGGAAUGCUGGCAAGUUUGUAUUACAAAAUUUGCCUAAUAAAAGUGAUGCUUCUGCAUGGCAACACAUAUUAGCAUAUAAGUUUGAUACUGAGACGGCACUUCUUAAACUACCGUUACCAGAGUGUUGGGUGGUCUCAGAGCUUCAUGAGCUAAUUGAUGUUGUCACCACGAGUUAUGAUAAAUUCUUCUUUGGAGAUGCUGGCAGAGAAAUAUAUGAUUUCUUCUGGGGUGACUUUGCUGAUUGGUACAUUGAAGCAAGCAAAACUCGAUUUUACCAUUCAUGGAGCAACUCAGUAGCCUCUGUAGCACAAGGUGUCCUUUUAUAUGUUUUUGAGAACGUUUUGAAAUUGUUGCAUCCAUUCAUGCCAUUUGUCACUGAGGAACUAUGGCAGGCAUUGCCUUACCGAAGGCAAGCACUAAUGGUGUCACAUUGGCCCCGGACUUCACUUCCAAGAGAUGUCAUGUCUGUAAAAAGAUUUGAGAACUUACAAUCAUUGAUUAGAGCUAUUAGGAAUGUUCGGGCUGAAUAUUCUGUUGAGCCUGCUAAACGAAUAUCUGCAUCUAUUGUUGCUAGCAGUGAUGUCCUUGAAUAUAUAUCAAGUGAAAAAGAGGUAUUGGCGCUGUUAUCUAAGCUAGAUCUGCAACAUGUUAACUUCGUGCAAUCUCCUCCUGAUAAUGCAAAGCAAUCAGUCCAUUUAGUGGCAAGCGAAGGUUUGGAGGCAUAUAUACCUCUAGCAGAUAUGGUCGAUAUAUCCGCAGAACUCCAACGGCUUUCAAAGCGCCUUUCCAAGAUGCAAGCAGAAUAUGAUGCUCUCGUUGCUCGCCUCAAUUCUCCUAGUUUUGUAGAGAAGGCUCCCGAGGACAUUGUACGUGGAGUUAGAGAGAAAGCAUCUGAUGCAGAAGAGAAAAUAUCACUUACAAAAAAUCGGCUUGACUUCCUCCAAGCAACAGUUUUGUCCACAGACUAAUUCAGAUUCGCCCAUUAUUCUUUUCUCCAGAUUAUUCAAGAGGAGAUAGUUUCAAGACAUUAUUCCCUUGUUCAACCUGCUACAAAUGGUGACAGUAAGAGCAGGGGGCAUGAAGCUGCUCGUGAACAUCACAUGGGGAAAUUAAGUUUUCUUGAUCGUGCAUAAGUGUCCUUUUUAUUUCGCUGCUCCCCUUGAUCCAAGUAUUUGUAUUGCAGCUAGAGAAAAGCCAAUAAGUGGAUAUUAUUAUGGCAAAGAAGCAUUAUUAUGUCCCAUAUUUAGUACUUGAAACAAUUUGUAUGCGCUUGAUCAUACAGUGCACUCACCUACCAAAUGGCCUUUUACUUCUUUUUUAUUUAUUUAUUUUUUGCUAAUUUAACUGAAA